UGGUCACCUUACGUUAUUAUCUUCAAAUAAAAAUUAACUAAAGCUGGUUACAUUAAAUGCAACUAUUGGCUAGAAUCACGAGAGGUCAGGUAAUGCGUUCAAAUGUCAAAAAUGCAGUAAUUUCAUCAAUUUACCAGCGAGCAAACUUCGGAAUCACUGAACAUGAAUGAAUUCAAUGCUGGAACUGUCGGCUUCCGCAUUCCCUAGUUCCAGUGGAAGUCGGUGGGAGUGUCCCAACUCUGUUUUUCAACAGCUCUGCCAUCAAUCUCUGCUGUCAUUCAGCUCAGAUUCAGGCAGAAGUGAUAUCAGUAUGAGAAACCAUUCUUUCCUCGUGUUGGUUUUUCUACACGUGGUCGGUACGUUCUCCAGCACUCAAUGGACCAGACACAAGCGAGGGCUUCAACUACAGAAUAUUUCCUCUCUGCAGCUGUCAAAGUUCUGGAAGCAAAAGCCACAGUCCUUUCUGACAUAUCUGGAUGGAUCUGAGUCAGGAUACCACCUAUGCCAUAGUCCGAAGCAUCUGUUGUAACAAUUGUGGGCAAAGCAGGGUCAAAUAAAGCCAAUGCAGGGCUCUCUGCAAUCAGUUCUUUCACUUUCUGGAAACUUCUGUGUGCUUUGGUGGUCCAUGUGAAUUUUGCGUCUCCUCUGAGCACAUCUCUCAAUAACUGCUGCGUAGCUCGGAAUAAAUUUAUCAUACCAAGCAGUAAGACCUAGAAACGAUCUUAGAGUGGACGCAUCCGAAGGAGCUGAGGCAUUUUGUAUUGCCUCCAAGUGGCUGUUGUCUUGCAUCAGUCCUUCUUUUGAAAUGGUAUGUCCCAGGAAUGUGAGUUUCUCCUGGUGGAACUUACAUUUUUCGUCAUUUAGAUGCAAACCUGCUUCUUGCAGUUUGUGCUGCACUGCUUUGAGGUGGGCAUCAUGACUGGCAGCAGAAUCACCAAAUAUCAAUAUCCAAAUAAAACUGGACACCGAGAACAACUUUGAGGAUGAUAGACAUCAGUUUUUGAUAUGCUGCUGGGGCUGACGCUAAUCAAUAACAGACUCUCUUAAAGUGGAACAGGCCGUCCUGUGUUAUAAAUGGGAGGCAGUGAAGCAACGCUUACGAGUGUCAGCAGAUAGUUCUCAAACAUUUGCAUCCAUAUUCCAAAUGCAAUUGUUGGUUCUCCAUGACAUUGUAAGUAUGUAGGAGGAAGAUGGACUGCCAUCCUCAUCGCCAGUUUGUUGUGUAGUAAUAUAAAUCAAGAGAUAUCACAUUCAAGUAACUCACACGGUUUCUUUAUUAUCACUGAAUCUUUAAAAACAACAUUGUUUAACAACAUGUUUAAAGACGACAUUGUUAAGUGAACACAACACUGCUGUAGAUCACGACGUCACACUUGCCUUGAAGGCAACAGAGUUCUGGCCGAGUAUUAGAUUAGUAUUAUAUCGUAUUAGAGCCUUAGGGGUCUUCUUCUUCCUGACAGAGUUAUUUUAAAUAGCUGUUGGAUUAUUUGGGGAUCAAUAGUCUCUGGAUUAUGCUUCAAGAAGCAAAGAGUAACUUUGGUCCUUGGUCUACAUUCUACAAUACAUAUAUAUAAUUUAUAUGUUUUAUUUUUGAUCCUGAGGUGUGUUUGGUGUUACAGAUGGAGUAAAGUCAGUGUCAGUGAUGGAGGGAGAUUCUGUCACUAUACUCACUAGUCUUACUGAAAUACAGACAGGCAAAAAGCUGCAGUGGAUGAUUCAAAACAACACCAUAGCAGAGAUUGAUAGAGAAACCAACAAAACCUCAGUACCUGGGAAUCUACGUUUCCAAGGCAGACUGAAGUUGAACGAGAUGACUGGAUCUCUGACCAUCACAAACAUCAAAACCACAGAUUCUGGAGUUUAUCAACUAAAGAUCAGGGGCAAAAAGGGGACUAUAAGGGGGAAAUUCAGUGUUUCUGUACGUGGUGUGUUUCGUGUUGUAUAUGGAGUAAAGUCAGUGUUAGUGAUGCAGGGAGAUUCUGUCACUCUACACACUGAUCUUACUGUAAAAAAGACAGAUGAUCAGAUACUGUGGAGGUUUGGAGGCGACAUCAUUCCUCGCUUAAACAGCGCUGAUUACAAAUGGAGUAACAUCAAUCUGAUCAGUCAGACUGGAGACCUCAACAUCAGAUACAUCCAAAAUGAUCAGGCUGGAGUUUAUGAAGUGGAGAUCAGCACUGGCAGAGUGAUCUUACACAGAAAAUUUCGUAUUACUCUUAACGGUGUGUUUAGUGAUGAUGGAGUGAAGAAAAGGUCAGCGAUGAAGGGAAAAUCUGUCACUCUACAGACUAGAAUUACUUAUAAACCAGAAGACGAUGUAAUCGAGUGGACGUUUGGACCUCAAGACACUGCUUUAGCAAAAACUGACAUAAAGAAUAAAAUAUUAAUUUAUAACAAAGAUGAUGUGAGAUUUAAAGACAGACUGCAACUGAACCCCAUAUCUGGAGAUCUCACAGUCAAGAACAUCAACACUGAAGUGUCAGGAGUUUAUAAAGUGAAGAUCAUCAAGAGAACAUAUACAUUACAGAAGAUCUUCAGUGUUACUCUCAAUUAUCCACGUCCGUUUUCAGGUUCUAAAGUUAAAAAAAUUGUGUCAGGAAUAUGUGGGUCCAUUGCUCUGGUUUGUGCUGCAGCUGUUUUUUACUGGAAGAAGUAUAGACAAUCAAGACAAAUGUAUGCUGAUGAUGGUCAAGAAGCUGAAAGCACGUUUUGAAAACUCCCAACAGCAGUAUCUUGUAUUCACCACGACAGAAUACAUAUUAACAGUGGUUGAAGUUUACCCAUGUGUGCUUUUGACAUGUGAAAGUGAUGAGUGAGAAUAUCAUUUGAUUUGGCAUUGUUAAAUAAAUGUGCUUUCAUUUAUUAUGAAGUUGAUGUAACACUUAAAACACGUAAAACAGUGAAAAGAGUAUUAUGUCUGAAACCUCAGUAUUCAAAAAAAGAGUAGGCAAGAAACACCCCAAUAAUAAAGUGUAAAUGCCAUAAGUGCUUCUCUGCCGCCAUCUAGUGGUAAUCUCAUGUCUUUUUUAAAGUUUUGUUUGCCUAGAAGUGUUAUUUUUCCUUAAUCUUUAAACUUUUAGUAGUCAUAUACAGUGAUAUAUUCCUGUAUUAAGAGUCAAGACUGAUUUAAUGUAAUUUAGCAUGUGUGCUCUGUAUGAACACUUGAUAAUUGUUACACUUUUACAGAAUUUAGCAGAAAUAAUCUCAUGCUAAACUUAACAUGUGAAUACUUUUGUUCUUGUUUACUUGUUUUUUAUUUGAUACUCUUGCACUGUUACUUUCCACAUUUUAUAUUCUUCAGUUGUAAAACCUGCUGAAGCUCAAAAGGAAUAAACAGAAAUUUGCAGGAGAUUCAUCAAUAGAUGCUGAUUAUGAAUCAGUGUUUGUUUCUCACACUGAACGAGGAUCUUGUGUUUGUGUAUAAUGGAGAAGUUUCUCUCUCUUUUAUAGUCUAAGGAUUUUUAUUAUGAAAUUUAAGUAUGAGAGAAUGUCCAAAUGUGUCCAAUGUGUGUCCAAAACCACAUACUUCCCUAGUAUGAAAAGAGCAGUAGGCGAGCGAAUAAGUAUGUCUGAAUCCCUAGUAUUCAUAAAAGUAGGUGAGAAUUACCUGGUGACAUACACUAAUUCUCGCGAGAUUCUGACGUGCGAUACUUGCCUAGGCAAUAAAUACCCAAUAAUAAAGUGAUUAUUCAUUGUAUUUACCCAGUUAAUCAGGUUAUAAAAAGAUUUAAGAAAGA
Messenger RNA from Megalobrama amblycephala (Wuchang bream), 3737 nucleotides. RefSeq lists its product as uncharacterized. The record is from RefSeq and is a predicted model, not a curated record. Bases 1643 to 2713 code for a protein of 356 amino acids. The transcript is spliced from 6 exons. NCBI's taxonomy places the organism in Eukaryota, Metazoa, Chordata, Actinopteri, Cypriniformes, Xenocyprididae.